UCUCCAUUCAAUUCAAGAUGGCGCCAACGAAGACAGCCCACAAGAAAGUCCUUGUCACUGGUGCGAAUGGCUACAUUGGCAAUGCCGUAGCUCGCGCCUUCUCCCGAGCCGGAUGGACUACAUAUGGACUUGUUCGAAAAGAGUCUUCCCUUCCAGAUCUCGCUUCAGAUGAAAUCAUUCCUUUGUUCGGUUCCCCAUCCGAUACUUCCUUCGUCUCUAAUCUCCAGGAGAAAGGCAUCGUGUUCGAUGUCAUUGUCUCAACUACCGAACAGAUCAUGAACUACUUCCCUCACUACAACGAAAUCGUCUCUCUUCUCCGGAUUCUUGCUAAACAAAGUAAAGACAAAGGAAUUCGACCUCUCGUUAUUUUCACAAGCGGCUGCAAGGACUACGGCACGUCGACCUUCCUGUCGACAUCCAAGGACAAAGCUCCCCACACAGAAGAAUCACCACUUAAUCCUCCAACAUUGCUGAUGGAUCGUGCAAAUGGAGCAAUCACGAUCUUCGAGCACGAAGAUCUCUUUGAUGCUAUUGUCACCAGACCAACGAAUGUGUAUGGUUUGUCAUCCAGUUUCUAUGGGUUAAUCUUCAAGUUUGCAGAACAGGCGAAGAAAAAGGGUGUUUGGCAGAUUGAUGAACAUCCUGAUACGAUUUUGCAUGCGAUGCAUGUUGAUGAUUGUGGAGAGGCUUAUGUUGCGCUCGCGGAGGCUGAGAGGAGUGUUGUGAAAGGGCAGUGUUAUAACAUGUCUGCUAGCGAGUGGGAAACGCUUAGAGAUGUCGCAUCUGCUGUUGCAAAGGAGUAUGGGGUAGAAGAUGGUGUAAGAUUCGUUGAAGGACAGGAAGGAAGACUACCUGUUGAGCAGGAUUGGAAUAGGAUGCUGCUUGGGUGGACUCAGUGGAUUGGGAGUGAGAAGUUGAGGAAGGAUACUGGAUGGUACGACAAAAGGCAACUGUUUUCAGAGGGGAUUCAUGCGUAUAGGUUGGCAUACGAGGUUUCCAUUCAGAGAGGUGGCGGUGUCUUGCAGAAGAUCGAGAAUAGGAAGGCUGCAAUGGAGCAUAACUAGUAGAUCGUAAACGAUGUUGAGCUUCGAGAUCAAAGAGAAUUUUAUGAAUUGCCGUAAGAAUUCGGAACAUGAGAUAAUAUUGUUCUAGAAUUUGUAGGACAAAAUAAGUGGGUU
Molecule: messenger RNA, 1178 nt
Organism: Mollisia scopiformis
Lineage: Eukaryota; Fungi; Ascomycota; Leotiomycetes; Helotiales; Mollisiaceae
Product: NAD(P)-binding protein
Exons: 1
Coding region: 18-1064 (348 amino acids)
Source: RefSeq, a predicted model, not a curated record